This is a messenger RNA of Nakaseomyces glabratus, 1086 nucleotides long. It is a transcript of the gene TPK2, whose product is annotated as cAMP-dependent protein kinase catalytic subunit TPK2. The record is from RefSeq and is a predicted model, not a curated record. Gene Ontology annotation, molecular function: protein serine/threonine kinase activity; ATP binding. Gene Ontology annotation, cellular component: nucleus. Gene Ontology annotation, biological process: protein phosphorylation. NCBI's taxonomy places the organism in Eukaryota, Fungi, Ascomycota, Saccharomycetes, Saccharomycetales, Saccharomycetaceae.
AUGGAGUAUUCUUCACAACACCAUUCUACACACAUGCAGCAACAACAACACCAACAACAGCACCAGCACAACACACACGGGACUUCUCAACAGUCUACGUUGCUGGCGCAACGUUCGACUGUCUCGAAGGGGAAGUACUCGUUACAGGACUUUCAUAUAAUGCGGACACUAGGUACUGGGUCAUUCGGCAGAGUACACCUGGUGAGAUCGGUUCACAACGGCAGAUAUUAUGCUAUCAAAGUAUUGAAAAAGGCACAGGUGGUUAAGAUGAAGCAAAUUGAGCACACCAACGAUGAGAGACGGAUGCUAAAACUUGUGGAGCACCCCUUCUUGAUUAGAAUGUGGGGCACUUUCCAGGACUCACGGAACCUGUUCAUGGUGAUGGACUACAUCGAAGGUGGUGAGUUGUUCACAUUGCUAAGAAAAUCACAGAGGUUCCCUAAUCCUGUGGCCAAAUUUUACGCCGCUGAGGUUACGCUAGCAUUAGAGUACUUACAUUUCCACAAUAUUAUCUACAGAGAUUUAAAGCCAGAAAAUAUCCUGUUAGACAGGAACGGACACAUCAAGAUUACAGACUUCGGCUUCGCAAAAGAAGUGGAAACAGUUACAUGGACCUUAUGUGGUACCCCCGAUUACAUCGCACCAGAAGUUAUCGCAACAAAACCAUAUAACAAAUCAGUCGACUGGUGGUCAUUGGGUGUCCUGAUUUAUGAAAUGUUGGCCGGAUAUACCCCAUUCUAUGAUACUACCCCAAUGAAAACUUAUGAAAAGAUUCUACAUGGUAAAGUUGUGUAUCCACAAUUCUUCAACUCAGAUGUCAUCGAUUUGCUAAGCAAAUUACUGACUGCUGACUUAACUAGGAGAAUCGGUAACUUGCAAAAGGGAGCACAAGAUAUCAAAUCACACCCCUGGUUUGCUGAAGUUGUCUGGGAAAAAUUAUUGGCUAAAGAUAUCGAGACACCAUAUGAACCUCCUAUUACUGCUGGUGUUGGUGAUACUUCUCUUUUUGACCAGUAUCCAGAAGAGCAAUUAGAUUACGGAGUACAGGGAUCAGACCCUUACGCAAGCUACUUUACUGAUUUCUAG